AGAGACAUUGAAGGACAUGCCUUUGGCUUCAGAAGAAGCAUGAAUGCCAGGUCUUUGAGGCACUGAAUUCAACAGGUACAGCUUCCUUUUAUUAUAAAGCAAAACAAAUAAUAUUAAUAAUAAUAAUAAUAAAUGAUCAGCAUUCAAUGGAUUGCUGAGUGAUGAUAAUCAUUCAUAUUACAACAAAUUGUCUACAUUCUGACUUUUAGGAGUUCAUUCAGACAGAAAAUGUAGAGAAUUGACAAGGGAAUCUCACAUUUUUAAACUGAAAAUAUAGCUGAGUUUACUGAGUAAUGCCUUAGGUUAUCCUGAAUUUUCUGUGAAAUUAACUAUGCAGCUUGUAAGAAAAUUACUGACUGCAUUGUUAGCACACCUAGCAGUAGAUAAAGUGAGACAGCUCCAGUACAGCUGUUCUCGGCUGUAGAUAAUUCAUGUAAUUAACUAUUUUACUGGAACUCGUUAGAAUACAUUUUGCUUUGAUGAACCAAACAAAGCACUUAGGAGUGUAUUCAUGAUAAAAGGGAGGUUUUGUAAACUGAUAGAGAACUUGCACAUUUUGGGACAAAAGAACCAAAUUAGAAAAGAAAAAUUCAAAAUCAGCAAACAUUAGGAGGAUUAGAAACAUUGUUUAAUUUCUCAUCUUCUCUGUAUACUUUCUGUAUUAUGACUGCCAAGUGCAAAGGACAGAUCAUGCAGUUGCUGGAUAAAAAAGCUGUGGAUUUCAUUCUACAUUUAACUUUUCAUACCUUACACAUGACAUAUUUGCUGAUAACCAGUUCACAAUAACUCACUGUUUAGUGAAUAAAUCUUGCAAUGCGAAGAUUAGACAUUGAUUUAACUGUAUCAAUGUCAAACAGUUGGUCUUAAAUGUUUAUUUUUUUACUAGCAUGUCGACACAUUAUUCAAUUCAAAAACGAGUUCAGGGAACUGUUAUUAAAUGUUAAUGUAAUAAAUAUUAUAAAAAAUAAAAUGCUAUUUUAUUAAACACUUUUCAUUGCACUGGAAAAACAAAGACGAUACAAUAAGCCACUUGUUGUGAGCAGUUCCCUAGUGCCAUAGGGGGGGGUCAUAGGGGCUUAUGGGGAUUCAGUUGUAGAUUAAAACCAAGCGGAUCAGAACCCCCAUUUAGAACAUACAAAUAAAUAAUUUGAUAUACAAUGUAAUAACUACAUAUCAGUGUAGUGCUUAUUCAAAAAACAGUCAUUGGACUUACCCUAGCCUUGCUCAUAGGGGCUACGGUGGAUAAAUGUCCCAUAAUAUGUAGUGUAGCUUUUAAGAUGAUAUGUUUCACUGUUCAAAAAAGAUAAGGAAAACAAAACAUAUCUUAAAAUAGUUAGUUAUACCAUUCUACUAACAGACUCGUGAGUCAUAAUAUAUAAUUUUUUUCGCCAAAGUUUAUUGUGGAAAAUAUAGAAGUACUACAUCAAGCAAAUAGGUGUGGGGAGAUUCCCAUAUUAGUGAACAGUAAAUGAUUUAAAAAAACAUUAUUUUAAUGUGUCAAAGCUAUAGGCAUAGGCAGGAUAUGGAUACUUGGUCGAUGGGUUUAUCGAACGUUUGAGAUAGGCGGAAUACCGAAAUGCUGUAGACCGACAUUGGCUCUCUUUUUUUUCUCUUCUCGUUGAAAGUGGUAUCCAUGUAUCGAGUAAUAGUAAACCAAUCUGUUUUUUUGUAAUAUAUAAUUUUGCCUGUAGUAAACUGCAAAAAAAACGGUAUGCUCGCUAAGUGUGGCUGUGAUUACUAUCAACAGACUGUACACUCCAAAUUUUCAUUGGUUCCAAUGCUGAUGUUUCGGUAUUCACCAGAUUUUUACGAAGCCAUUUAGGAGACCAAAACUCUCAGCCAAUCACCACAGUCCGGGUUGGAUGGAAUUGACAACUAAUAACAUGGAACUGAAAAAUCUGCAUUAUGAGUAGAUGAAUGAAAAAAAGCAUUUAGGGGUGUAUUCAUGAUAAAAGGGAGGUUUUGUAAACUAACAGAGAACUCAUACAUUUUGGGACAAAAGAACCAAAUUAGAAAAAAAAAUUCAAAAUCAGCAAAAAUUAGGAGGGACAAAGGUUUAAAAAUAAUAUAAGGAAGUAUUACUUUACUGAGAGGGUAGUGGAUGCAUGGAAUAGCCUUCCAGCUGAAGUGGUAGAGGUUAACACAGUGAAGGAGUUUAAGCAUGCGUGGGAUAGGCAUAAGGCUAUCCUAACUAUAAGAUAAGGCCAGGGACUAAUGAAAGUAUUUAGAAAAUUUGGCAGACUAGAUGGCCCGAAUGGUUCUUAUCUGCCGUCACAUUCUAUGUUUCUAUGUUUCUCUCCCCUUGGUGCCUCAAAGCAUGCGCAUGUUCUCUGAGUUAGCAAAACGGUCCGAUCAAAUAAAAUGAAUGGAAUGCUCGAGGCCCUUGGUGACAUCACAAAAGGCAUGGAGAGCACCGCCAAUUUUUUGCAGGUUUGAAAGGGAGGGAGCUAGCCAAUAAUGACUUAUAGAGCAUUUUAAUUAUAAAAAAAUGUCUUAAAAUUGUUGGAGAAACACUUUAAAUUGAAAAUUCACAUUAAAUCCCUGACAAAUCACACUUGAGUGAAUAACCUUGGCUCAGAAUUUUCUCAGUUAGUAAAUUUUGCUUUUCUUACAGGACACACGAUGGAAACACUGGACCUUCAAAGUCUUCUAUUUUGAGAUUCCCGACAGCUGGUUCUACUGACUGGUGUUCAUCUCAUUAUUAUCAAAUAUUUAUUUCAUGAAACGUUAAGACAUGAUGCUUUUUGCCAUUCAUCUGUUAGCUAUUGUCAUCACAACCUGUGCAGCAAAGUGCACUCCCAAUAAAGCAGGUAGGUUCUUCUAGCUUGGAAUAUUUCUCAGCUAUUUCAGAUUUUUAAAGCUGGCACAAUGUCACUCACAAGUUUAGGAUAUUGGAUAAAAAUCCAUCAAUGGUAUUUUCUCAUAUUUAUAAACGACAUUAUGUCUUCUCAUUUCAGCAAUUUUAUUCAAUAAUAUCCAUCACGUGUUUAAUGUUAAUGAGACUUAUCUUACAAAAAUGCCUAUCUUGUGUAUUGAAAUGAAUUGAAGAGUUUAAAGGACCACUCUAGGCACCCAGACCACUUCAGCUUAAUGAAGUGCUCUGGGUGCCAGGUCCCUCUAGAAUUAACCCUUUUUUUAUAAACAUAGCAGUUUCAGAGAAAAUGCUAUGUUUAUAAAUGGGUUAAUCCAGCCUCUAAAGCCUCUAGUGGCUGUCUCAUUGACAGCCGCUAGAGGCGUUUGUGUGCUUCUCACUGUGAAAAUCACAGUGAGAAGACGCCAGCGUCCAUAGGAAAGCAUUAUGAAUGCUUUCCUAUGAGACUGGCUGAAUGCGUGCGCAGCUCCUGCCGCGCAUGCUCAUUCAGCCGAAGAGGAGGAAAGGAGGCGGAGAGGAGGAGGAAAGCACCCCGCCCGGCGCUGGAAAAAAGGUAAGAUUUAACCCUUUCCUCGCCAUCCAGCCCGGCGGGAGGGGGACCCUGAGGGUGGGGGCACCCUCAGGGCACUAUAGUGCCAGGAAAACGAGUAUGUUUUCCUGGCAAUAUAGUGGUCCUUUAAUGUUUUUAAAAAGUAUUUUUUGUUGCAACAAAGUCUUCAUUUUUGUACUUGCCUGCUUACUACUUAAAUAACUAAAGGGCAGAUCCCUGGAGGGCACCAGGAUAAAUGCAUCCCCCCACCCCCAUCCACCCCCUGAAAACGUUACGCUGUGGUCACGAUGGCCAUAGUCCCUAUCCAGCAAAUCAUGCUGAGGGGAAGAAAUCUGUCUGUACUUCCACACCAAGGUCUGUACCUCCACAUCUACAUACUCUGGAAGGCCACCAGUGCACACCUGAUAUCAUAACCACUACAGAGGGCUGUAGUGGUUAUUGUGUCUGGAGUGUUCCUUUAAUCUGCCAGUGCCCCUCCUGCAGAGGUGGCUCCCUAAUUAAGUGAGUUAGGUGGCCGCCUAAGGCUGAUCCAUCUGAUCCAUCUGGUCCUUGGUCCCUUACCGUGGGCCUGACACUGGAAGGGGCCCAGCAGCUUGCCCUGUGUGCUGUAAGGUGCUAAGCCCCUCCACUCAGACUGCCCUGGGAGAGAGAGAACCCAGCACAGCAUCCAAUCUGCAGCACCCCCGGGUGCAGAGUUGCAGACCAUGUGGUAGAUGUCUCACAGGGGCUAUCACAACAAUGCUCUGGUACUUCAUGUGCCGUAGCUCACGAGACUUCUAUUACAUGGUCUUCAACUCUACACCCGGCAGAGCUGCAGACUGCACAUCUCUGAAGAACCAAUUGAUUACUAUCUUUAAAAAAAGGCAUUUCAGUUUGGGGAGACUGGUCACUAAUACACAGCCUCCCUACACACUGUCACCCCCUUACACACUGUCACCCCCUUAAACACUGUUCACCCCCCACACACUGUCACCCCCGUACACACUAUCACCCCUUACACACUGUUCACCCCCUACACACUGUCAACACACACACACUGUCACCCCCUUAUACUGUCCCCCCUUACACAAAGUUAACCCCUUACACACUAUCACCCCCUUACACACUCUUCAUCCCCUUACACACUGUUCACCCCCUUACACACUGUCACCCCACACACACUGUCACCCCACACACACUGUCACUCUCUUACACACUGUUCACCCCCCCACACACUGUCACCCCCUUACACACUAGAUUUGCCUAGACUAGGUGUUUUUAAGAACCUGACAAAAUCUGUUAGCACCAAAAGUUGCUGUUUAGUGGAUAAGGGAGUGCGCUGGAUUUUCAUUUUUAUCCCCUUACACACUGUCAGCCCCCCACACACUGUCACCCCCUUCACCCUGUGACAAUCAUAUAAACCCUCCUAAUCCUAUAAUACUCACCUCUCCUUGCUCUGACACGCUCACCGUAUCACAUUAACCCCCCUAAUUCUGUGAAUUUCUCUCACUUUCUCUCGCACUGUCACACUCUAUUAAAAAAUCUAUCACUAUAUCAUACUCACUUUCUUUUGCACUGUCACACUCUCGGCAAAUAUUCUAUCACUCUGUCACACUCACUUCUUUGUUCUCACUAUAUAUAAUCAAUGUAAAAUAUAUAUUAUAAUCAGAUACAUAAUUGUGAAAUAAUUACAAGUAAUUCACCAACUGAUCUGUAGCUAAUAUACCGUAUUAUUUAUUUAUUUCUAUUUUUACGAUAUUUAACCACCAGAUGUGAUAAUUGUGCAUUGCUAUCCCAAAUCCAUUGUGGCAAAAAUUCCUGAAUGUCCGUAUGGAUGGGAAAUUAAUCAGCUUGCUAUGGGAGGUAUUUGUUACAACGGGAUCAUAGAGUCUGGCUACUAUCAAUUCACCAUCCCCGAUUUAUCUCCAAGGAACAAGUCAUACUGUGGAACUCAGUCUGAUGUAAGUGUGUGUGGUUUUUUUUUUUCAUGAUUUGUUAAUGCUAUUCCUAAGCAGUAUUUGUGCAUUAAACUUAACAGGGGAAUAUCAGAACAAAAUUAUUAAUGGCCUGGUGAUGUAUUGUUGAGUUUUCCAGGUCUCUAUCGUCAGUCACAUAUCAUAUAAUUACAAUAUUCAGUACUUGUUAUUAUAUAUAUAUAUAUAUAUAAGCUUCAAACUAAUCAUAUUUUUGACCAUUUAGACAGAUGUUUAGUAUGGCAUGCAUCAUAUUUUAUCCAUUUAUUAGAAUCUACUAAUUUUAAUUUUUUCAUCCUUAUAUUCAUUUCCUUUUUUUUUUUAUAAUAACAUUUACAGUAAUAUAACAAAAUAUUGAAAACAAAGAGGGUAAAGGGAACGGGUGGGAAAUAUUAUUAUAUAUUUUAUUUACUUAUCUGUAAUAAUGUUGUUGGUACUAUUGUACCCAAUUAAUUCCUAACUAAAUGUUAUUAUAUCUAUAAAUGCACAUGUCGCUUUGAAGUACAUUGUUGUUGAUACAGAAUACUGUUGAUACUCUGAAUGAAGUCUUCCGUUUCUGUUUAUAUAUAUCUAGAAAAAUGUAAUACUCUGGUUCCCUCUAAAAAGAUGUGACCAUUUUAUAUUUAAUCACUAGGAUGAUAUUGGUGACGUUUUUCUUCUUCCAGUUCAAAAACCCAAUCUAUCAUUUUUACAACUCGAUAGUCUCAAAUGACAGCACUUUGAUCGUUAAGAGUCAACCAGUCAACUAUUCCUUCACCUGCACAUACCAGUCAAACUAUCUUGUUAGCCAUGCUGCCUUCGACCAAAGGUAAAUCUGGGGCUCACCCUCUUCAACUGUAUUUCCCGCCUGAGUCACCCCGACGCAUUUUACUCAUGUACGUUUUAGUCUUACAUAUUUUUUCCCUUCUUCCAGAGUAGCCACAGUCCACGUGAAGAAUGGAAGUUCAGGAUCAUUUGAAAGUCAGCUUUCUCUCAAUUUCUACUCUGUGAGUCUUCCAUGAAUAUUCUUCUCACACACAGCAGACCCCAACCAAAUUAUUGCUAAUUGGCUAAUUCAAAACUUUCCAUCUUGGAUCUGGGGAACAAAAAAAAAACAAUUAACAGUCCACACCAAAAAAAGAAUAUUUGAAACAUUCACAAAAAUAGUGCCUUUUUAACGUAGGCCCGUGUAGGCAGUUGUCUUGUUCAUCUACAGCCAAAUGUAUUCUACACAUUAACAAAAUGCUUUGGCUCUGUUGUAUUAGAACAUCAAUUUAAAAUGACCUGUAUAUUAACUUGGUUGUACUGGGCAAGAAUAUAUUUUCUGCUCAAAGAACUAUUAUAGUCUUUUGGACGUGAUAAUCAAACCCAGAUAUUUUGCCUUUUUCUUACCUUGUUGUUGUCGUCAGUAGGUAACAUCUCCAAAACGUGAUACUGAAAUAAUACUUGAUGUAAAAUACCCAAAUAAACUAUUAGAACUCUGAUUUCAGUUGUCAAAACUAAAUCCCCAAAAAUCUAUUUUAAAUCAGAUUUUUAUCCCCCAAGAAUUAUGGGAAUGUUUUGAGUUCAGAUGUUUAAUUUGUACCAUGGUGCUUAAUGGUUAAAGUUGAGAUAACUCAUUUAACUCCUUUAACUCCUUUUCCAUCAGUGAGCAAGUUUCAAUAAAACUGAAUUAAAAGAAAGAAAUAACAGUGUUUUUUUAUAACUAAGAUACAGCUCAGGAUCUUAUUUUUUUUCCUCCUUAGUAGAUCUAUUUAUGUAUCUUACUAUUUGCAUUCAAAGCCUUUGCGAUUCUGUGGCAUCCAUUUACCCUGCAGCGAAAACUCGGCAAGCCUAUUUACGCAUCUGUUUAUUUGUAUUUCAUGUGACCGAUUUGUAGAAUACAUUUCUACAUUUAUAAACCAUGUGAUAUAUCUCAUUUCCAUUUUGAAUACAUUAUAAGUACUAAACAACAGCUGAGAGAUUUGAUUUAGGAAUCAAACACAGAGGGCAAAGCCACAACCACAACAGACAAAAUGAAAGGGUUGAAAUUGUGGUUUUGUAUAACAACCACUAUGACAAAACCAAUUUCCUGAAAGUGAAGCAGUUGCCUUGGAAACUAGACUUAAAACAAAAUUGGUUUAUCCAAAAAAUAAUAAAAAAAAAAUAGUUUUGGGCAUUGCGGGGUUCAUCCAUGUGGUGUUUUGGCUUAAACAAAUUUUGUUUGUGCAAUAUGUUCUGGUAAACCAUUCAGACAAACUAAAAUAUAAAUAUUAUGUAUAUAUUUUGCAGUACACUAAUAGAAGCAUUUCCUGCCAUUUGGUUUACAAAUUAAGAGAGAAGCCAAAAGAAGGGAACAACAAUAAAUAAAAUUAAUAUUUAUCAAAUAUAGAUUUUUCUUUAUUGCACCUCCCUUUAUUGCUCACGUCUCACUUGAUCUGUAAAUAAAAUCACCAUUUAGUUGCUGUCCCCUAACUAUCAAUAAUCUUUUUUUCCCAUAAGUCAUCUAUUUUUUUUUUGCCAUAUAUAGAACUAAGAAUUAUUUAACAAACAAUUCUCUGUUCCAUUAGUUUCAUGAUUUGGUCACAUUGCGAUUCGGAGUUAUGCCCAAAAUUAGUAUGAAUCGGAAUGCAAAAUUAGUCAUGUUCCUGGCUAAUUUCUGUACUUUAGAAGAACAUUUUGGAAUUACUAUGCAUAAUAAGACAAAGUAAAGUAUACAAAAAAUUACAACGUGAAAUGUAUAACUAAUAUAUAUAUAUAGAUAUAUCUUUAAAACUCAAAUACCACUGGAGAGAAUUUAAUUUAUACCUUACCGGUUUCCAUAGGCCGAUGAUCUUCUAAUUCCAAAAUGUGGCUUUUAUUUGUAUUUUUCAUGUCUGAUUCCUUUGUUUCCGGGAAAGAAUGCCAAGUUUUCCGCCCAGAAAGAAGCUCCAUUUGUAGUGGAAACAUCAGACAUCGGGUCGGAUGUGUUUGCAGGAGUUGAAGCAAAAGGACUAAGUACCAGGUACUGUAUAAGCUAUAUGUCUAUCGAGCUAUCCUUGUAUGGUGGAACACCAGUAAGAUAGCAAACUACUUCUUCAUCUGAUCUAUCCUUAACAUGUAAACUGUAUUGACUUUAUAUAGUGUAACACAAAGUAUCAAAAUAAUGAUUGUGUGCAUAUUCAUAUACAGUGUAAAAUCUGCGAUGUAUCAGAAUGAUGUUUGGUGCCUAUUCUUAUACAGUGUAGCAAGUGUAAUAUAUAUAUAUAUGAUUGUGUGUCUACUCACCUAUUAUUUUGAAUAGCUCUUGUAAGGAAGAGAAGCUCCCGGUGCAAUGGUUAGAGCUGCACUCAGAACCUUGUGUGUGAUUCCGGGGAAGAUUAAUCUAUAGUUCUGGGUCAAAAAGCUAACUGUGCUAUUGAUGAUGGUAUUAUUGAUGUGGAUAACCCAAAUCUGACAAGGUUCAAACAAGUAUAUUGAUGGCAGGUGAUAGCUCAAUGUACUAAUGAGACCAGCAUGAAUUGACGAGAGAAUCCUCAAAUAUUCCAAAUCAGCUAUGCUUUCGGCUCAGCUAUGUCGGAAUAAAAUUUGUAAUUCACCGGCCAUUCGCAGUUAAGGGCAUAGGUAGGCAAUCUUCAGUACCCCAGAUGUAACUGACCACAGCCCUGCUCUUACAUACAUAAUGCUGGCAAAGCAUCAGGGAUGACAUAGUUCACAACAUCUGGAGUGCUGAAGGUUGCCUUUGCCUGGUUUAGGGUUUUGACUUUCAACCAGUAUGCUCUGAGUCACUGGUAUCUUUAAGUGUUUUCAAAGUGUCAGCAUUUAAAUUUGAUUCACAUCUGGCAAUUAAUUAGAUCUAAUAAGUCAAAUUGGCUAGACAUAAGGCUUCAAGUGAAUGUGAUUAGUGAUGUCCUGAACGGUUCGCAUCCAUUUUGAAGCUGCAUUCUUAGUGAGCUGUCCAGGAGGUGGGAGGGUCUGGAAGGGAGGGUCUGCUGCUGAUUGGCUGGAAUGUGUCUGCUGACUGGAGUCCGCGGCGAACCGUUCGGCGAACCGUUCGGGACAUCACUAAAUGUGAUAUUACAAUGUUGAUAAUGGAAAAAUAAGAGUUUGGAAAUUAUUCUGUUAUUGAAGUGUGAAAUGGUUCAAAAUGCGUUGGGAAGCACUGGUUCAUGACAUUCUCCACACAGUUGAGAUGUGCUUGUGAAGUCAGAUGGAACAUAUUUAUGUGUUUUCUCCAUAAAUGAAAAUACUCACUGAGAACAUAUUUUAGGGUUAGGUUUAAAUAUAAUUAUUAUCAUCUGUGAUAGAAAAAUCCUUUUUCAUGCUGGUUUUUGGUUUGCUUGUUUUUUAGGUUUAAGGUGGUUUUAAACUACUGCUGGGCUACCCCCUCUCCCGAUUACGCAUACCACAUUCAGUGGCAGCUGAUCAGUAAAGGGUAAGACAUAGCGCUGAGAAUAAAUCUAGAUUCCAUUCUACAAAACAAUCAAAUCUUAAAUAUUCUUAAAUGAUUACAUUAUUUUUACAAAUUUUAUUUUUUUACAGAGAAUCCUAGGUUUCCACAUACCACUUCUUUUCUUUUCUUUUUUUACUUACCUGUAUAGUGUACUCCCGAAUUAAUCCUAAACACUAGCAAUCCUGCAAAAGUUUGACCUUAUUUUUAUGUUUAUGGUCCUCCCAUCCUCUAUAACCCUUAUAGGAUACUGUCAUGUGAUCCUCAUCGCUAUAGUGUAUGAUAACAUUGUCACUAAUCAUCUUAUUAGGUCCAUAUCCAGAUGUCCAAUUAACAUUAAUGUACUGGCAUUACUAAUAUAAUUAGUUCCCUAUCAGGUCCGUCUGGUGACACUGGUACUCAAUACUGCCCAUCUCAUGUGUUGCCUAUCUAGAUGUUCAUCUGAUGACAUUAGUAAUCACUUGGAACCCAUCUCAUGUGUUGCCUAUCAAGAUGUUCAUCUCAUGACAUUAAUACUCCCUUGGCACCCAUCUCAUGUGUUGUAUAUCUAGAUGUUCAUCUCAUGACAUUAGUAAUUACUUGGUACCCAUCUCAUGUGUUGCCUAUCUAGAUGUUCAUCUGAUGACAUUAGUACUCACUUUGUACCCAUCUCAUGUGUUGUCAAUCUAAAUGUUCAUCUAAUGACAUUAGUACUUACUUUGUACCCAUCUCAUGUGUUGUCUAUCUAGAUAUUCCUCUAAUGCAAUAAGUACUCACUUGGCACCGAUCUCAUGUGUUGUCUAUCUAGAUGUUCAUCUAAUGACAUUAGUACUCACUUGGCACCCAUCUCAUGUGUUGUGUAUCUAGAUAUUCAUCUAAUGACAUUAGUACUCACUUGGCACCCAUCUUAUGUGUUGUCUAUCUAGAUAUUCCUCUAAUUACAUAAGUACUCAUUGGCACCCAUCUCAUGUGUUGUCUAUAUAGAUGUUCAUCUGAUGACUCAGUGACAGUCCAUGAAAAUGGAAAAAAUAGCCGAGCAACAUUCCAGUUCAAUGCCUUCCGUUUUCAGAAUGUUCCCAAGCUCUCCAGGGUUUGGCUGCACUGUGAGACCUACCUGUGUGACAGUGAAAAGUUUUCCUGCCCUGUAGUAAGUCGAGGUUCUUGCUAUUUAAUUUGAGAUGAUCAGUGGUUUUAUUGUAUAUGUUCAUUGCCUUGAAUUGUUCUAGAAGUGCAGUUACCAUAAAUUGUAUUACAAUGGAUGUUUUUAAAAACCGAAAACAAAUACAGAAAAACUAAAUGAGGUAAUAAACAAGUAUAAUAUUGUAAAGCACUAUCUGUUGGCGCUAUAUAAAUGGCAAUAAUAAUAAACAUUGACAGUAACAAGUCAAGGACAGACUGCUCCUCCUUCCUGUAAGUUCGUUUCUUCUGAAAGAAUAUUUUUUGUUUUGUUUUGCCCAUUUUAGAUGUGUGGAAAACGGAAGCAGCAAAAUGAGCAAACAGGUGGCAUUCUUGUAGCAGAAUUUUCGAUUCGAAGUAAGUGCCCAAACCUCAUAUAAUUUUGGUGACAUCAAUAUUUUUUCCCAAUCCAGAAAGAAAACUGGGUUAUUUGCAUAAAGCUACUUUGGGGUCAGCCACUAAAGUGAGAAUUGCUGGGAAUUCAAAUUGAUUUCAAGGUGAAUUUCAAAUUUAAGACUAAAAAAGCCGUACUGGAAGCAUAGCGGACUUGCAGAGUUUUUCCAGUUUGGCUAUUUUGGCCUUUGUAGCAGAGCUCCAAUACCUGGACUAAGCUGGGAGAAGCGCUCUUUAGUUAAUCGCUCUAUCCCCCUUCAGUAACUAGACAACACAUAGUUCUGGGAGUACAAAUGAUUUUAUUGAGCCGAAUGCAGCCUUUUAUGCACAGACCCCCAGCAUGGAGUCUCUAUUCAAUACAUACAGUGCCCACCCAGGUGAUUCUGUGUCGGGAGAUAAUUGAGUUGCUGCCUGUUAACAUAAAACACCCCAAAACAAAGUAAAAGUACAAAGAAAACCCACAUAUUAUACAUCCUCGGAGAGGCCUGGUCCAAGCGUCCAUGUUGGCAAAGAAGCGCUCGGAACCAUAACAAAUUGCCAAAUCGCCACCGAGGUAAAGUUUUGACCUGGCCACACAUAAGAACCAAGUCCAAAACAGUUUCAGCGUAAUUAGGGAUUAUGCCAGUCAAAUAUGCAGAUCUCAGGGAGCGAUUGUUCCAUUUAGUCAGUAGUACCUUCCCUCCGAAUAGCGCUCUCCUGGCAUGUCGGCAAGUGAGGUAAAACAGUGAGUCAUGGUGACGAGUAGCCGUGAGGUCUAGUGGCAGUGUUAGAGUUCCAGAGAGUUUGCAGCCAAAUAUCGCUGGGGACCUUUUGGGAGUUUGUAGCUGAAUGACUGCCGGAGAGAGGCGCUUUCAUUAAUAAACGUUCGGAAGAGGGGACGGCACCGAACCAGGUGUAGUGAAAGCUCUUUCAGGGAAAAGUAUGGGUACCAUAGGACAGGGUUUGCCACAGCCUUGAAAUGGAUAUUCACUCUGAAUUCACUUAAAAUCUCCAUCAAUUCUAACUUUAGUGAAUAACCCCAAAAUAGUUUUAUCUUACUUAUUAACUCUAAGCAAUCUGUAAUAAUUGUAAAAUAGUUUUAAAUUAAAAUAGAUCCUAUACAAAUUUUAAAAAGCAAGGUUUUCCCUACACAUUGCUUGUAAUUAACUUAUUUAAUCAUUUAUUAUUCUUAAUCAUUUAUUUAAUUAUUUAAAAACACAUUCUUGCAUUAUCAGACCAUAAUGGUGUAAUAAUGAGCAAUAUAGACAUAGUAAUACAUUGAGAUUCAUUCACAAAAUCAUGAUUUUAUAGAAUCGACAAGAGAACUGCAAAUGUUAGGUAUAAACAUCUUUUUUUUUUUCAACAAUUAGCUCCAUGGCAUAUGAGUUGCUUCUUGACAAAGUAAGGACUUUGAGAACUUUUCCCAAACUUUUCCUGUGGAACUCGCUUCCCUCCUCCGUUAGAUGCUCACCCAGUCUCCACUCCUUCAAAAAAUUAUUAAAAACCCACUUCUUCAUAAAUGCGUAUCAAUUAAACUGUUAAUAGCUCCCGACUGAUUCCUCUCUUGCAACUGUCAUUAGUCUAAUACUUUUUUGUCACUUUACCCCAAUCCCUCUCGCAUGUAAGCUCAUUGAGCAGGGCCCUCAACCCCUCUGUUCCUGUGCAUCCAACUUGUUUGGUUACAACUACAUGUUUGUUCGUCCACCCACUGUAAAGUGCUGCGGAAUUUGUUGGCGCUAUAUAAAUAAUAAUAAUAACAUCAUAAUAAUAAAAAAAUGAAAAAGCAGUUUUUAGCAGAGGGGGAGCAAACACAGAUUUAAUUCACAGUUAAGUAAGGCGUGUGAUAUGUACAAUAAAACGGGAAAUACUUUUGUCCAAAAUGAAGCUGCCUUAAACAAACUUUAAAUAUGCAAACAAAAGCAAUUUUCUUGUAUAAUUUGUAUUCAGUGAAAUUAGAAUUGUAGGGGAUUUACACUAAAUUGCGACAUUUCAACUAAAAUAUCAAAACUGUGACUACAGAUGAUUUGAAAUUGUAUCAUAUCAGUACUUUUUGUCUACAUUUUGCAAUUCAGUUUUCAGUUCACUCAAUUAUCUGUUUAGUGAAUAAACCUUUAAGAUAUUGUUCUAAUUUCUCAACUAGGUUCUGCUUCCUGGAACUCUGACAGUCUAACAGGUAAUUUACAAUACAAGCAAGUUUAACAUAUCGUUUUAGUUGUGGCUUCCUUUCAAAUAAUUUUUUGUAGACUUCGGCAUUAAAUUUUCAGACAAAUUGCAGCUUGGCCGAAAAUUGGCUCAUUCGGCUGUUUGUCCAAAUUAUGAAUCUCGGAACAGCACUGAAGAAUGAAAAUUCAUUAACAAAUUGGCAAUGCUUGAAAUUCCUUCAUGAGCGAUUCAUUUAUUAGUUCAUUCUUGUAAAUUCAUUAAAUUGGUACCCUUAUGUGGGAUUACCUAUGAUUGGCUCAGACUACCACUUCUGAUGGUGUCAGCAGACUGCUUGUUUUUCUGAGGCAAACAUCAUGCAGAGUUACAGCUUCAGGCUUGAAUACAGUAAGAUUUUUCUAUAUUUAUGGAGGCAUGAGGGCCCCAGGGGGGCUAGUUGGUGGUUUUAACUCAAUAGGGUCAGGAAUACAUGUUUGUGUUCCUGGCCCUAUAGUGAUCCUUUAAUUCAGGGUACCAAAUUAUAGGGAACUGUUGUGCCUAGUAGAUAGCUCCAUUAUUCAGUAUAAUUAAAUAUAGGGUGCUAUCUACUAUAUAGCUCCAUAAUUUGGUACCCUUACAUUUGGCAAUCCCACAUAAUAGUACUACUUUUUUUAGGAAUCUAUAUACUAAAGAGCUGAAAGAUCAAAAUUAAGAAGAUGGCUUUUCUUAAUUUUGGUUCCGCUGCUUAGUAGAUAGCUCCCUGAAUGAGUAUCCUUAUGUUUUAUUUAAGGAUAUAAAAUUAGUGUGAUCUCUACUAAACAGGUCUCUAACUUAGUAUCCCUAUAAAAUAUCAACCCCACAUAAGAAUACCAAAUCAGGGAGCUAUCUACUUAUCUAAAUCAUUAAAAGAUAUUGAAGUGAUCUCGGCAUUCCAUUCAUCCAAAAGGAAAUCCUGAAGGUAAACUAUUGACUAAAUUUAGGUCAAACCGAACUAAUGGCUGACAUUCUGUUCGAACAAAACAACAUUUUUUUUGGUUCAAAUGCAUUUGGCUGAACCAAAAUUUUCAAUCAGCCCCAAGUCUGACCUAUGUCAAAUCAUUAAGUGAUCUAUGCAUAUCUGUGGAGGUCAGGUAUGCCUCAUAUGCCCAGAAUUUCCAUAAUGCAGAAGGGAUACGAUAUAAUAGUUUUGUCAUGUUCUGUCUGGGCCCCAUUCUGUUCCCUCUGCUAGUUUCUGCCUGCGUUUCAAUGACGUAGUGUAUAUGUUAUCUAUAUAAGCUGCGCAUUUGGGGCCCCUGGAAUGUGAACGUAACCCUUUAGUUAAAGGGACAGUAUAGUCACCAAAACAAGUUUAGCUUAAUGAAGCAGUUUUGGUGUACAGAUCAUAGCCCUGCAGUCUCACUGCUCAAUUUUCUGCCAUUUAGGAAUUAAAUCACUUUGUUUAUGCAGCCCUAGUCACACCUCCCUGCAUGAGACUUACACAGCCUUCCUAAACACUUCCUGUAAAGAGUCAUCAAAUGUUGACACUUCCUCUAUUGCAGAUUUUGUUUAAUCUAGAAUUUCUUACUUCCUCCUGUUAAUAGCUUGCUUGUCCCUGCAGGAGCCUCCUGUGUGUGUGAUUAAAGUUCAAUUUACAGAGCAGGAAAUAAAAACAUUUAAAUUAAGUUAUAUCCGAUAGAAAAUAAAACCAUUUUGUUUUUAUGCAGGUUGUGUCAGUCACAGCAAGGGGAAGAGUGGCUAGGGCAGCAUAAACAGAAACAAAUAUGAUUUAACUCCUAAAUAGCAGAGAAUUGAACAUUGAGAUUUCAGAAGUAUGAUCUAUACACCAAAACUGUUUCAUUAAGCUAAAGUUGUUUUGUUGACCAUCGUGUCCCUUUAAAAAUACAUUUAAAUGGGAAAUAAAUUAACAACCUUUGUGUUUUUCUUUAGCAAUUCUGCAUCAGAUGAUCCUUCUAGUCUCAAGCUACUUCAUGCUAGUAGAUGUUUGAAGGAUUCCACAGCAGAAGAUUUGCUCCAGAAUACGCAUUAUGCCCAACGUCUGGACAAGACUGCUUUGUCCAUUCACAGGAGAAAAAAAUCCUCAGGAACAAAACACCAUUACACAACUGUGAUUGCUUAAAAUCUCCAUUUAGUCAAAGACUCUCAGCGACUGGAAACUGUGAUUCGCAACAGACAUUAGCUACAAAGCAGAACGCGCUCAUCGUUCACCAUUUUUCAAAUCUUCCAAAGCUGUAUUUCUGAACCUGUUUCAUUAUGGUGCAUUAUCAAUGUAAAUAGAAGUUUUGUGGAUUUUUUUCAACAUACCAUAGCUGUUCGUUUUCACUGUUAUCAAUAGCAGAAAGGAUACCCCUAUAAACCUCCAGCCUUAGAGACAAGUAAAUUAUUAGCAAACAAUUUGUAAUGUACUUUAUUCUGAAGAAGUGCAUAUCCAGCGAUAAUUCACACACUUCAGGAGUGUAUUAAGGUUCCCAGCACGAGUACAGGCAUGGUGGCAAAAUGUAAUGUCCGAUAUUUACUAUUCAUUGUAAAUACUCUACCGAAAAGAUGGCUGUAGACAAACACACCAGCAUUGCUAAUAAACACAUUUAUUGAUAAUGCUGGAAUCUUGAGUAUUCUCCAGGGUCCGUUUUAUCCCUGAUACUUGUGAAAAAAAAGAGCUAACUUACCUGUAUUCCAGCGGUGAGAUGGUCCCUCUUGGCAGUUCCAUCCACUCGCCAGGGAGCUCACCAGUAUUAUUAAUUCCCAGCCAAUAGGAUGCUUUCCAUAUCAUUGGGAUGCAGGGUGAAUGCGCAGAGCUCCUCUGAGCCUGCAGUGCUUCUCAUAGAGAGAGAGAAAAAACUGUGCUUCUCUAUGAGAUGUAUAGUCUUCUGCUUUGUGCUGGGGAACUAAUUGGUCAGGAAGAGCAUCCAUCUGGCUGUCUGGUUACAAAAGUGCCAAAGACCUUUAGGAAUUGGAAUGUUUCUUUAACACUGACCAGGGGCGGACUGACCAUUCAAGCACUCGGGCAAUGCCAGGGAGGCAGACGGCGAGGUCCCUGUGAUGCGGCCAGUUUUGGGAGCCGUCGUGUGGGCCAGCCACUGGGCUAAUUCUUUUAAUGAUGGUAACCAUGCAUGGUUCUUUAAACCUGGGUAGUGCUCGGCAGCUUCCAGCAGUCAGUGCAGCCCCUGUGCUUGGAGGAAUCGAUUACACUUCACUACCUCCAUGUGCAUGGUCAGAGGGGCGCACGUGGGGGGAGAGAUAGAGCCGCACUAGUGAGAGGAGUAAGGGCUACCAGAGGCUCUACCUGGUAGCCCUUACUCCAGGGACCAGGGACCAGGGACCGUACAUUGACUCACUGGACCACCAGGGAAUAUGAAAAAGCACAAAGGGGGCAAAAACUUUAAUUGUUAUUUAAUUUAUUGUAAGUUGUAGGAGGCUAAAACAGACACCGCCUCCCAAACCUGCACGCUCAGCUACCCAUACACAGUUUCCUCAGUGCUACCCAUACACAGCCAAACACAUCACACAACGCACAUUCUGUCACCCCACAUUCAUUCAGCUUCACAAAGAAACACUCCAAGCACCCCAAGGGUGCAGGACAGCCCUGGCCUCCUUCCAAAGUAAGUUAUUUAAGAAGUGCUUGACAACUUAGUUGGGUCCCGGUAAACAUAUACACCAUAAAGCCCCAAUACACAAACACUACAGCUCAAACCAACAUACACACUGUAAAGGCCCUAAACACACACAAUCUCUACAGUCCUUAGACAUUCAUUCACAUACACAUUCUACAGCCCACACACAGGAAAACAAACAGACCCCUUUACACACACACACACACACACACACACAUUAUAUUAGAAACAGUCUCCAGUAUACACACAAUCCCACAAGCAGCCUUUAAGCACAUAUAUCACCUUAAAGGGGCACUCUGGUCACCAUAACAACUUCAUUUAAACUGAUUUGCAAAACCCCCCCCAGGCUGUAUCUCGCUUCUGGAUCUCAGUUUCAGAAAGCGCAGAAUGCCGCUGGGCAUUGGCGCUGUUGAUUGGCUUAGAGCGUCAGCUGACACUCUAAGUCUAUCAGUAGCUUAUCAGUAGCUACCCAUUGAUAAAAAAUAAAUAUUUUACCAAUGAGUGAGCAAUAUGAAUUGGGCAAGGCAAAAUGCAUCUUUGCCAUUGCAACCAAAAGUCUUUGCCUGUGAGAUAUCAGUCCGUCCCUGAGGCUGACUGAGCAUUUUGGGAAUAGUAGUUCACAAACAUCUGCAGUGCCAAGGAUAGCCACACAGUAUAACAAGUAGAAAGUAUUGCUGCCAACCAGUGCUGAAAAGUGCUGUAUGAGAUUCUAAAAGAAUAACUCCUUUCCAGGAUGGUAUAGAGGUCAGAACCUUCACAAAUCCCUCACAGGGCGAUUAACUUAACCCUGAUAGCCAUCACAAGGGUAUUUAA
Molecule: messenger RNA, 17848 nt
Organism: Pelobates cultripes (western spadefoot toad)
Lineage: Eukaryota; Metazoa; Chordata; Amphibia; Anura; Pelobatidae
Source: the annotation of a GenBank genome assembly